Monosiga brevicollis MX1 is the source of this 390-nucleotide messenger RNA. RefSeq lists its product as uncharacterized. The coding region runs from base 1 to 390 and encodes 129 amino acids. The transcript is spliced from 3 exons. The record is from RefSeq and is a predicted model, not a curated record. NCBI's taxonomy places the organism in Eukaryota, Choanoflagellata, Craspedida, Salpingoecidae.
AUGGACAGGUUCAUGUUCGCCGUCCUCGGCCUUUUAGCCGUCCUGUGUCUGCUGGGCUACAGCUUUCGCAAAAGCAAAGCGCUCCUCAAGUCGGGCCUCCUCCUCAGCCUCAUUAGUCUUGUGGCUGUCGGUGGGCCUCUCGAUGACAGCGGCCGAUUUCUGUGGAACUGCAUGCAGAAAGACCCCACUACCGGCUCUCGCUAUGAGCCGCAAGGCUGCCAGGAAGAGACUUACGACAAUUAUGCCCUCAUUUUUACGGGCAGCUUCACCUUUGCCCUCUUCCACACUUUGGCUACCUACUUUGCUACCAUGGCCCCGAUGCAUUCGCGCUUCACCUUCAAGGACGACGAUUCGCUCAGCGACCGCUUCGAGCCCAACACUGCGCAAUAA